AGCGAACCGACGAGCGGAUAAGGCGAAAAAUAUCUGAAAAGCAGAAGCGAAAAACACGAAAAGCCAGAAACAGUAUCAGAAACAAAAAAAACGCAGCAAACAAACUGAAACUUAAACCGAGAAGGCAACCGAAACAAGAAACCGUAAAAGAAAAGCCAGAAAAAGAAGCGAAUCGAAGCAGCGUAAAUAAACAGAGCGAAUUGGAGCGAACGCCAAAACCGACAUAAAAAAAAAAAACAGAUAAAACACAAAGACGUUUUUCCGGAAAACGCGCGGAAAAGUGAAUUUCAAUUUUUUUUGAGUGAAAGUUGGGCGUCUACGCCCACGCGCACGUCUACGCCCACAGCCGCCACGCCUACAAUGAACCGUUCAAACAGCUUUGUUAGUUCGCUGAAGUGGUGGCCACUGCAGGGUCACAACAACCAACCGGCGGCGGCGGUUGCGCCACCUGCCGGCGGCUAUUCGCAGUCGGCACCCAGUUCGCCCACCUCCAAUUGGCCACCGCCACUGCAGCAGCAGCAGAAUCCCACCCACCGGCUCCUGCCGCCCAACGCCCACCACAAGGUCGGUAGUGGCGGUGGCAUCGUUGGAGCCACCUUCGGCAGCAGCGUGGCCGUCCAGAAGCUGCGCGAAUCCAAGUGGUUCAAGCCCGAGGAGCAGCGCAUCUUUUGCGCCGUCGUCGAGUGCGGAUUCGUGGUCGAGAUCCGGAGCAGCGCCGCCGCGGAAGCAGCUGCGGCCAGUGCAGCAGCGGCAGCAGCUGCCGCCGCCUCCGGCGAUGGCGAUGAUGGCGACGUCGACGCCCUGGAGGAGAUCGACUGUCCGCUGACCAAUCAACCGCUCAACCCACCACCCCAAACCCAAUCCCAGUCCCAAUCCCACCAGCGGCUGGUCAUUCCGCGCAACGGGAGCAGCUUCCUCGAGACGCAGGACGAAAACGAGACGCCAGUGGCAUCCUGGUAUGGCAUCGUCCUCUGCAAGGUGGCCAAAGACAAUAAGCCCAAGCCCGAGACCAUUGAGAUAUUUUCUGUGAAAAUACGUGAGAAUGGCACAUACAAACUAAUCAAGAUGCAACUUGCGGAUAUUUGGAGUCAUGGAUGGGAGUUGCGCAUCAACAACUUCGCCGACAAGGAAAAGGUGCCGCACAACGAAAAGGACAUUCGCAAUCAGGUGUCGGUGGCGCGCAAGGCCAAGCAGAGUCUGUGGAACAACAACAAGCACUUCGUGUACUGGUGUCGAUAUGGAAGUCGUCAGCAGGAUCUGCGGAAGCGACAGAUGUCGGAGUGCGUGAAAUGGGGCAGCGUGGGCAUGAAUGCGGGCAUGCUGCUGGUGCUCAAUAAUCGGCAGAAAUGCUAUUCCCACUCAAAGUAACUAGAGAACCAAAUCCUUUGAUUUUCCAAAUUCUAUUCAAGAAAAGAAAUAGGGGAAUACCUUGCCUACUGCUACUGCUGCUGGCGUUCCACCGAUUUUACACAGCAAACAAGUAUUAAAGUAAAUUCGGAUGAUAAGAUAAUUUAUGGCUUAAGAACGCCAAGGGCAGUGGAAAAAAACCAAAUGCAAAUAUACGUAUUAAGUGCAAAGAGAGCCAAGAAAAUUUAGAUCAGGGCGAGGGCUUUUUGGCAGUAUUAAAAAAUCAAUUAAAUGAAAUCAAAUUAAAUGGAAUGGUAUGGAAUGAGGCGAGGCGAGGCCAGAGCAAAGCAAGAAACAUGGCCUACCAAAUCACUCUACACUACACUACACUCCCGCCCAUGAUUGUAUAGCUGUUGCAACUCGAGCUACAAUUUAUCAAAUACUUUUGUAUUUACAAUUGUGUAUAUGACACAGAACGAGAGAGAGAGACACACACACACUGUGAAAUUCGAAAAGACUUAUUAAAUAUUUGUUUGUUUUUUUUUUGUCCUAAUUUUUUUGUUUUCAUGUGAUUAAAAUACGUAUACAUUAUUAUAUUUAUACAUUGUGAAUGGCAAGCAUAUGCAAGGCAACAAUUUUUGUUUUCUUUGUUAUUUAAGCGUAUUUAAGAGAAACCCACAAAUGGGCAAACAAAUUUAGCGAAAACUCUACGUUGCAAGCAUAAUAAUUUAGCAUUGUAAAAACAAUCAAAACAUUCGAAAUGUUUCGUUAUGUAUUUAGCUCUACAUGACCGACAAACGAGGACGACGACGGCGACUCAGAACCGAAACCACACUGAAAGAAAAACAGUAACAGAAACAGAGUAUCCAAGCAAAAAUGGCAGCUAUAUAGUUGCCGAUAAAUAUUUUUGUACAUAGGGAAACUGGACGCACUAUGGACUCUCCACAUACGUAAUCAAAAAGAGGAUGCAACCCACAAAAAAUUUACAAAACCUAAAAAAAAUGAACGCUAGUUCGUAAGCUAUACAUAUACAUUAUAUACAUUAUUACUUAUUUUGUUUAAGUUUUGUCUUUUUUAAGCAAUUUAUAAAAUAUUUAUAGUAGUCUUAUAUACAUUUCGACAAUGUGAGGAAAUUUGAAUAUGAAACGUUUGUAAAAUGCUUUAUAUUGAUAUUAUUAUUAAAUGUUUACCAACGGAUACAACAAAA
This is a messenger RNA of Drosophila rhopaloa, 2554 nucleotides long. RefSeq lists its product as uncharacterized. The coding region runs from base 361 to 1368 and encodes 335 amino acids. The record is from RefSeq and is a predicted model, not a curated record. NCBI's taxonomy places the organism in Eukaryota, Metazoa, Arthropoda, Insecta, Diptera, Drosophilidae. The transcript has 4 exons.